AUGUAUAGUCCUACCUCUGCCAACCAACCCCGGCGGCAUCGUCAACUACGGCCAGGUGUAUGUUCGAAACGUCGGGUUUCAUUCCGCUGUCCGAAUCCAGAAUGCGAUACUCCGUUCUGGCCAGUGAUUCUGCUGCCCAAUGCCGAAUGCAAAGCGAUAUCGCUGGAGGAUGUAGCGGAGGAGGAGGAAUGCUCCCUAGGUCUACCCAAAGAUCUUUCCACGUUGCCCCGUAUCACGUGCCCCACUCAAUCACUCCCCGAUGCUGAUAUUGACAGUUACUGUACAGCCCGGAGCUCGAUGAGAAGCGCGUUCUUGCGGUUCCGAAAGGUCUACGGUGAAGAAUCUGUAGAAUGGAAGAGGGUACUUGGUGAGUUUACUAUCCAGUGUAUGCUUCAUCAGGAGACUUUGUCAAAGUGUACCUUUGACCCGUUCCAGAUCAUGAAUGCCAAUCAUGUCAGUCUCGUGGCGCAGGUCGAGACGGAUUGCAAAAUGUGGUUCCGCCGGCAUCUGGGGGAUGACCAGACGAGGCUCUGGUGGGAGCAGGUGGAGGAGCUGGGUUGGUGGCUGGUCCACCACGAUUGUAAAGAGACUCCGAUGCGUGAGGGGCCUGAUGACAUUGUCUCUGAAGGCCGCGUCGCCUUUCGAGAUCCUUUUUCUGAUAGUCGGCGUGGCUCGUCCAGUACUGACGGCGGUUCUUUUUCAUCGAGUGUCGACGAUCCCUUCGCCGACUUCUGA
Molecule: messenger RNA, 735 nt
Organism: Pestalotiopsis fici W106-1
Lineage: Eukaryota; Fungi; Ascomycota; Sordariomycetes; Amphisphaeriales; Sporocadaceae
Exons: 1
Coding region: 1-735 (244 amino acids)
Source: RefSeq, a predicted model, not a curated record